UUAUCACGUACACAUACGAACAAUAAUUCCACUUUACGACAUUUCGUACUUAAGUUGACUUCAAGUGUAUAUGUGGCCAUGACAUUGUAAACUCUAAUUUUUAACGAUAAGUAUUUGAUGUGUUAUUAUAUGUUCUCAAGUGUAUUGAACGUUUACCUAUGUGAAAAGUGAACAAGUAUGUUGUAUGCUUGAAACUGGAUUUGCGAAUUUCUCUUUUGAUCCAUUUGGAUGUUUCGUUGAGAGUCAUGGAGUUCGAUGCACUAAUUAUACAUCCCAAUCAGUGACUACUUCAUACCCUAAUUCAACAAAAUACAGACGAGGUGAUGUUUGAAACAAAUCCAUAUAAAGAUGGAUUUAAGUGGAAACAUUCUGACGACACCCGGCAGAAGAUUGGAGUGGAGGUUUGGCCAGAAAAGCCUCCUAGUCAUAAUAUAUCUAACUCUGUUCUUACUACAAUGUAAUUGUCAAGAUACACAUACAAAUGAUGAUAUAAAAACCAAAUCAGAUAAAUUAGAUCUUAAAGUAGAAACUAAUCACUGCCAUAGUUGUCAAACUAGUAAUAAAUUCAAUGAUAAAAAUAAUAUAGAUGGUAGUGAAAGUUCCAAUAGCACUGAAUCUGUAAAUUAUGUAGAAGAUUUGAUUAUUACAUUAGGUACUUUAACGAAAAGGUAUCUACUUGUAAAUACAACUGAAAGUCAAUUGGAAGAUAAAGUAGAAAAUGUUUUAGAUGAUGUUUUAAGCAAAGAUCAAUACGAAAUAAUCGAAGGUAUAGAAAUUAAACCUCUUGAUGAUGUAAAAAAAGAUAAAUUGAAAUCGAAAAGUGAAGCGGACUCUGAGGCAAGAGCUCUUUUUAGUACAUAUACGUAUGAGUACAGAAUGUUUCAGAAAAUUAAAAAUUUCGUUGAAACUCACGUACUUUCCAUCAACCUACCGAAAGCAGCGAAGUUCAUGGGAUUUAGAUCAUUUGGACUUUCAAAAUUCUUCGUACCUUUACUAAUUGGAGGUCAAGUGCUGUUCAAGUCCAUUCUCCUGGCGAUGUUCCUGCCAAGCAUCCUGGGAAGUUUCGGCAAGAUGCUCGGAAAAGGAAUUUCCCAGCUCUCAGCGACAUCCAGCCAAGCCAGCUACCCUCCGGUCCAGGGAGACGACCAAACUGGUUAUAACUCGGACAAUAAGGACUUCAUGGGUUACGAAACGAACCCAGCCGGGAAUUACGCGUAUCCUCAAGAUGAUUUGUACGGGAACAUGGGAGACGGGAACGAUGGCAAUGACCUGCAAGUUGAUAUGUCAAGAUACGGCGAUCAGAAAGUAGCUUAUUUGCCGACGAAAAAUGGAUACUACCAAAAUCAAAUGGCAGCCAGUAAUAAUUAUAAGGUGUUCCAUAAAAUACCGGCUUCGUCCAUGAUACUAAGCAACUACGAUCCAUUCUACUCGCCACUGCUGUCGCGCCUCGAUGGAAUAUUUGCCAGACUUGGUCUGGCUCCAUCGGAGAACUCGAUAGAUGGCACCAUGAUCGGCGGGCAGAGCGUGAGCGACGUGAAGUUGGAGUCGUGUCGGGAACAGCUGAUCUGCCUCAUGUACGCCAGUCCGGCUAAAUACGCUCCUUAUAGCAACCUCGUGUCUGCGCAGUUAAGCAGAGAACUGAACGAGCUACGUCGGCCAGUUUCGGACAAUCCAGAAAUCCUGCGUUUCUUCCGCUACAUGCGCGCUGCGAGGCGCGGUCAGGAGGGGGUCGAUUGUAUGCGCGCUCACCCUGGCUGUUCAACCAGUACCACUCCCGAGCAUACCAUGAUAGCUGCUUAUCAUGAUAUUAACAAACUUGUCAGCGCCAGGAAGCUUAAGAACUGAUUGGGAGUCACUUCAAGGCAAUGUAAUGCAAAAAAUUGAACUGUUUCGGACAGUGACAGUGGUGAAUUGUGUUUUGACAUUUCAUGACAUUCAGUGCUAUAAAAUGUGCUAUCAAAAGACUUUUUAUUAUUGUAAUAGAAAGUUCAGACACGAAUACUGAUUAUAUAUUGUAGGAAGUAUAGUUGCAAAGUUUGUUAUUCCUACAAAAGAUAGAAGGAGAAAAGAGGAGAGAAAUAAUCAGUUUAAAAUUACUAUAUUAAAAUAUAAAUAUUUGACAAUUAAAAAUAUUUUGAAAUUUUACUAACUUAACAAAACCGUUGCUAUGGUGUAUAUGAAGAAGGUUGCCUACAUAAUGUAUAUAUUAUACUAGCUGUCCCGGCAAACGUUGUUUUGCCAUAUAAAUAAUUCUUAAGCUAUAUCUAGUUAAAAAAAAAAGUUAUGGGUUGACAACCCUUAUCACUAAGGGGUAUGAAAAAUAGAUGUUGGCCGAUUAUCAGACCUACUCAAUAUGCUCACAAUUUUUUUUUAAGAAUCGGUCAAGCCGUUUCUGAGGAUUACGGGAACAUACAUUGUGACACGAGAAUUUUAUACAUAUUAUAAUCACACUAUUUGAGUGUUUUUCAUUGUAACCAUUGGAAUAAAAUAAGAAAGUGCAUAAAUUCAGACAUUUAUUUUGUUUUUGUUUACGUAAGUGACAUACAGACAUUUAUUUAGUUUUUAUUGACAUAAGUCAGUUUAUAAAUUUAUUUGUCAUCGACAUAAAUUCUUCGUAAAUGACGAUAUUUACAAAUAAAAAAGAAUAUAUUAAAUCAAUAAUUUUGUUCAGUGUUCAUGUCUGGAAUUAUCUUCAUAAGACUAAUAAAAAAUCUUAUAUAAGGAAAGAUUUAGAAAAUAUAUUUAUAUUUUUUCUUAUCAGAAAGUAGUCAUUUCUUAGUGUAGUGUAUCGUCCUUAUUCAUUUUAUAAAUGUAAAUACAUUUUAUGAAUAUUAAAAAAUAAUAUUUAAAAAACCGAAUAAGAAAAAGAAUCCUUGAUAGUUACCCACUUAGGUUUUAAAUCCCCCACUAUUUCUUUACUAAUAAGUAAUCUGUCAUCCCCUCUACAAAGCAUUUAUUUAAUUUAUUAAACUGAAUGAAUGUAAUUUAUUGUAUGCGUGUGUAUAAUUGUUAAAUUAAAUUCUUAAUAUAAUUUAUGUUAUUAAUGCUUAAUUUAUUUUUCUAAUUUUAAAUUUACCGAAUUAAGUUAUUUAUUCAAAAAUGCUAUUUAUUUAUUACAGUAAAGAUUACUCUUGCAGUUUAAGGUUUACGGGCAAAGUCUUCUUUCUCUGGGUUUUAUUGUUAAAAUAACUGCAAGUUUAAUCAGUAAAUUAUAUUUUUAACAUUU
This is a messenger RNA of Amyelois transitella, 3226 nucleotides long. RefSeq lists its product as uncharacterized. NCBI's taxonomy places the organism in Eukaryota, Metazoa, Arthropoda, Insecta, Lepidoptera, Pyralidae. The transcript is spliced from 9 exons. The record is from RefSeq and is a predicted model, not a curated record. Bases 349 to 1845 code for a protein of 498 amino acids.